This is a messenger RNA of Eimeria maxima, 816 nucleotides long. RefSeq lists its product as hypothetical. The transcript is spliced from 2 exons. Lineage: Eukaryota; Apicomplexa; Conoidasida; Eucoccidiorida; Eimeriidae. The record is from RefSeq and is a predicted model, not a curated record. The coding region runs from base 1 to 816 and encodes 271 amino acids.
AUGAGGACCUCAAGAUACAGAAGGAGCUCUUCUUCGUCGAGCUUCCCUCUAUACCCAUAUAAUAAUAAUGGAGGUGUCUUACAAGCAGCAGCAGCAGAAGGAGACUGGUCAUCAUCACCAGCAGCAGCAGCAGCAGCAGCAGCAGCAGGAGUAGCAGGAGGAGACGAUUGGCUAGCAGCAGCAGCAACAGGAGAAGAAGACCAAGAACUAGAUGCAUCUUUUGUUGAGACACCUAUGGAUAAUAAGGAAGAAGAAGGAGAAGGAACAUCUCCUUCUUCUUCUCCUUCUUCUUCUCCUCCUUCUUCUCCUCCUUCUUCUCCUCCUCCUUCCCCAGGAGAGGGACCAUCAGGAGCAGCAGGAGCAGCAGGAGCAGCAGGAGGAAGGACAGCAACAAUGGCAGGUCAUAAGCGUACAGCAGAAGAGGCAGGUCUUGGUGAGGGUACAGGAGGGCCCUCAGGUGUUGGGGCCCCUAGUGGUACAGGGGGGCCCCAGGGUACAGCACCAAGACCAGCAGGUCGUCCUGCUCGUGGAGGAGGAGGCAGGAUAGCUGAGCUCCGCCGCCAGGCAGAGGAGAGGGACGAGAGGAGGAGGAGGGAGCAAUUAGGACUAAAUGUACAGCGUACACCAGGGAGAGCAGAGGCAAUAAGGAAAAAAAUACAAAAAGAAGUAGAGGAAGGAAAUAAGAUAACAGAGGAGGAAAGGAGACAAAAAAUGCUCAAGGAGUACAUGAGUAAGCCAGAGGUAGUAGAGAAAAGAGAGAAAUUAAAUAAGGACGCAGAGAGGAGAGCUAGAUAUAUAACAGGGACUAGAUUCUAG